GAUCAAUCAUUUAUACCACUUGAUUUACAAGCAAAGUCCAUCUAACAACGCAGACGCGACACAGAUCUCUAAUCACCAUCACAGAAUAACCAUACCACUUCUAUCUGCAACGCGAACACUCCACAUGGGCUUAUUUAGUUAAGUCUCGAGUCAUGAUCACAUGGAUGGUGUUAUACAUAACUCUGUUCCCACAUCCACCAGAGUAAACGUCACACUCCCAAACAAUCAAGCGCUCAAAGUGGAAUCAGCUCACCAAGUCAGAUAGGACCAGAUGAAAGACCACAAGGUAGAUCCAGACACUCAGGUCGAGGUUGAUACAAUUAUACUUGACUAUCUGCUGUGCACUGUCAUAAACACGUUCCUUUGCACACAAGAAAGAGAGAAGCGAUGGCACUGCAAGGAUCAGAAUACCACUUGGUUGAUCCAAACUAUCAAUACCCUGGCCCCGACGCUGAUACAUGCCGAGGCAAUGUCCCAGGACAUGCGCAUCAAGCUUCAGCUUCUCGAAUUCAUCACUACAUGCAACCAGUAUCAAUAUCAUAGCACAGCAGCAAACAAUCAACCACCACCGCAUGGAUUCGGAGAGCAGAAGGAAGGAUUUGCGCUCUCGACUGAUCGUCAAAUAUACCCACCACACUCGAAACCCCAGGCCCAGAGACCACACAUUGAUACGAGCAACGACCGUACCCAACCCACACUGGACAUCGGUCCUGCCAUCGCUUAUGCAUUCAUCUCCCUGUGCAUCGUCGCAAAUGACCAUUUGUCCGACACUAACUGGGCCGAUAUUGCAGCCCAGCUCAUGCUAAAAGCUGCGUCCGAGAAACGUGGUUCUCAUGGGAGUACAACGCCCGACAAAUUGUAUGAAUUGAUAGCCCAAGCACCAGAGACGGUUAAAAAAAGGCCUGAAUGGCAACGAGUGGCUGAUAAGUAUGAAACUUACCUACAGCCACCGCUCGGGGUUCUCUCGUCUAGGGACUUUGAAACCGCACUGAAACGCCUGCCUACGCAUCAACUUGGAACCAUAAUUAUCGAGUUCCUGUUUGAUCUCAUGAGACGCCUGAACCCCCCGGUUCUGUUACAGCUUGAGAGAGGGAAGCUCUACGGACUGAGCCGAGCGGAAACACAGGGGCUGAAAACCAAGGUUGGACUGCGAUGAUAAUACGUCUGGCAUAAAAAUUAUUACAACCAACAUAGCGCGGUUCUCACUUUGAGCGCAUGAACUACAGUUCAUAACUUAUGCCAAUAGCCGAACAAAGGUCUCAGGAGCAAUGCGAACGAAGUGUAUUGUGAAUGCCAAUG
Molecule: messenger RNA, 1299 nt
Organism: Aspergillus novofumigatus IBT 16806
Lineage: Eukaryota; Fungi; Ascomycota; Eurotiomycetes; Eurotiales; Aspergillaceae
Exons: 2
Coding region: 272-1156 (294 amino acids)
Source: RefSeq, a predicted model, not a curated record